GCAAAAUGUAGCAUUGAGUGAACUCUACUGGCUGUGUGGCCCCAGAACUUGAAACCCUGGCCCCACUGCGGUCAGGUAUCCUGCCCGCCCAGGCGACGACAUCAUACCAUGCCUUGUAGCCAUUGACCGCUAACGUUCAGAGCAAAGUGUCGACAAGCAACUUGAACCUUUAUAUCGAUGGAAACGUCUAGUUCCUUCCAAUCGGCAACGUGGCCUCUGUCGUUCCGGCUCAAACAGCCGAAACCAGGUGAGCACGAUGGCGACGGCCACGAGUCUAAGCAGCAAUGGUGGAGCUACGAGCUGUAUCGCGGUCCGCGAAACCGGAAACCCAAAGUCCUGUAUGCAAGGUCCAGAGCUGAGUCAGAAGAGAUCGCGGAGGGAUUCAGCCAAGAGCAGGUCUUGGGGUUUGACAUGGAGUGGCCAUCUUACGACGCGGCCAACAGCAACGGAGGAAGGCUACAAGACAAGAUCGGGGUCAUCGCCAUAGCAUGCGAGGACAAGAUCGCCCUAUUCCAUCUCGGUGCAUAUGCUGGAAGGUCUCCCGAUGACUUCAUUGGACCUGUACUGCGAGCGAUUAUCGAGUCUCCAGCUAUCAUCAAAGCUGGAGUAAACAUCCUCGCCGCGGACUUUAGAAGGCUUAAAGACCAUUUUUACUUGCGACCACAGGGCGCGAUGGAGCUGAGCCACCUGCACAGCCUCGUUACACAUGGGACAAGCGGUGAGUUCAAUUUGUGCACCACGAAACUCUGCGCCCUGGGCGAGCAGGUGCGGGUGCACUUGGGUCUGCCAUUGAAGAAGAGCAGUGUCCGGACGAGCAAUUGGAGCCAGAAGAAGCAGCUUAGCCGGGAGCAAAAGUCAUACGCAGCCUCCGAUGCAUAUGCCGGGCUCAUGUUAUAUCACUAUCUCGAUCAUUUGAGGCUGUCGAUGGAGCCUCAGCCACCACCGCCGCUAUACGCAGAGAGGUAUCGGUCGAUUGAUCUACCGGGCAGAGGGACGGCACUCCUGCUACAGCUCGAUAUUCCUCAAAGUCGAACGAACUUGAAGGUCAUCCGGGCGGCAGACUUUUUGGAAGGACGACGUGACGCUACAUAUGCAGCUGAAAUUGCCCCACAGAGCCCGGAUUGCCAAGGAAGCCAGAGAAUAUCGUCACCUGCUCCACCGGGCCAAGAGAUUGGAAAUCCCACUUCGAGACGCGGAAACUCUGGCCAUCCUGCACGAACGAGCCGCAAGACGAAGACGCCAAAGAAACAGCCCAACUCAUUACUCCAUAAGCUCAAGGCUCACCGGGACAGAAUUGCGAAGCAUCGGCGGCUGGACAAAUGGAAGAUCAUCCACAACUCGGCGCUGGAGCUCAUCGCGAAACACCGCCCCGAGAACGAGAUGGCAUUGAUGCAGCUCAAGGGCGUCGGGCCACAAACGGUGAAGAAGUACGGGGCUGCGAUAUUGAACCUUGUUGCUAUCCACGUUGAGCAGGAGAAAAGCCCCAGCGAAGUCGAUGACUCGAUCGGCGAGAUCCCCUCCAGCGACCUUGACAGCGACGGGGCUGUAUCGCGUGUCAAUGGACCAGGUGAUCAGCGGGAAGCAGGCAGACAAUCAAGCCCAGACUCCGGGACGUCGGGAACACGCCCCGUCCAGCAAAGUCUCGUCGGGCGUGGCAGCGGGUCGCAUCCUAUCGAGCUUGGCGGUUCAACCGAUGCAGACUCUGCCGAGGCCUCAUCUGAGCGAGCGCUUAAGAGACAACACAUUUCUACCGGACCGCGCCACGGUCUGCUGAAGUACUUCAGAGUGAACAAAGACGCCAGGGCGGAAAAUGUCAGUCGCAAGCCAUGAGGUUGGGUGGUAUUGCAUCACGACAGGUGACGAGCGACAGAUGAUCAUGGCGUUUCCGAGCGGCGUCUUCCUGAGGGAAAGAGGCUCUACAAACAAGCUCCCAAUGCGACGUGAACAAGACGCCAGGCAGCGUCAAUCAGCCUAGUUUCCGCGCGAAGAAUGAAAUAAAAGAGAAAAACCUAAAAGAUGGGAGAAUAUCCAUGUCAGCACUAGGCUCCUUCCGAACAUAAUAAGCA
Molecule: messenger RNA, 2066 nt
Organism: Diaporthe batatas
Lineage: Eukaryota; Fungi; Ascomycota; Sordariomycetes; Diaporthales; Diaporthaceae
Exons: 2
Coding region: 178-1830 (550 amino acids)
Biological process (GO): nucleobase-containing compound metabolic process
Cellular component (GO): cytoplasm; nucleus
Molecular function (GO): nucleic acid binding; nucleotide binding; 3'-5' exonuclease activity
Source: RefSeq, a predicted model, not a curated record